This is a messenger RNA of Salmo salar (Atlantic salmon), 738 nucleotides long. Lineage: Eukaryota; Metazoa; Chordata; Actinopteri; Salmoniformes; Salmonidae. The record is from RefSeq and is a predicted model, not a curated record.
AUGGAGCAGGCUGGGACGGCCGGGGACAGGAAGGGAAGCAGGCCCGCCCCACCUCCCCCCAUGUCCAAAGAGACAUCAAGGAAGAAGACAAAAGGCCCGGUGGUGUGGAGACUGGAGGAGAGUGGAGAAGGCCUGCAGUGGCUCUCAGAGGCAUCCCAGCCUGCCCAAGCCUCCAGAGGGCAGGAUACUUCCCAUGAGGGCCCCGGCCUCAGCCCCAGCCCCACCUCGAGCCCCAGCCCCACCUCCAGCCCCAGCUCCACCUCCAGCCCCGGCCUCAGCCCCGGCCUCAGCCCCAGCUCCACCUCUAGCCCCAGCCCCGGCCUCAGCUCCACCUCUAGCCCCAGCCCCGGCCUCAGUCCCAGCCCCACCUCUAGCCCCAGCCCCACCUCCAGCCCCAGCUCCACCUCCAGCCCCGGCCUCAGCCUCAGCCCCAGGUCCACCUCUAGCCCCAGCCCCGGCCUCAGCCCCAGCCCCACCUCUAGCCCCAGCUCCACCUCCAGCCCCAGCCCUACCCCGGCCACCAUGGUGGUCUUUUCAUCCAGCAUGCUGCAGCAGCAUCUGCCAGUGGAGCGAGGAGCGAAGAGCAGCUGUAGCUGGCCCAGUGCUGGGGUACACACGCUGGGGCUGGAAGAGGGUCCAGAGAGCCACAGCUUUCCCCCCGUUAGCCAGGAGCCAGCGCCCAGCCAGAGAUGCCAUCUGAUACAAGUCUAUCAUAAUGAAGGUCCAGCAUGGGGCUAA